AUGUCGGAAUACUGCAAGAAGUUUGGGGUAACGGCGCUCGACUGGCUUCUCACGAGAGGCGUUCUGAUCUUCUGGAUGGAUGGAUUCGGCGAGCCUUUGCGUGCAGACUUUGCUACCUCUGCUGGUGAUGUUGGGUUCUCGGUGCCCUACUCGCAUCCUGGACUAGCCAAUAGGGCGAUGCGCAACAAGGUAGACCGCCAUUUGGACGAGGAGUGUAGUCACUUUGCCAGAGAUCAUCAAGAGGGCGUUCACGCAGGUCUCCACAAGUUGUAUCACGCACAGGCUGAAUGGAUCCUGAAGGGCCAACUCUCGCCUGCGUUCACCAGCGAUUCCGUAGAGCAAGCCUCGACAUUGCCAGUCUACUCCAUCGCUGACACAGGUACAAAAGAUCUCAUGGAUCUGGCUGGCCAUGACCCUUUCGCGCCCGCUACGAGCACCCGUUCCAUGCAGAGAAUGGAGCCAACGAAACCUUCCACCAGUCCGCAAACCGACACUGAAGACUUCGAUGACAUCGCAGCAGCGAUCAGUCUGAUGAUGAUGCAGACUGCCGACUCGGCCAAAGACAAGUUCUCCUUGGACAACGAUCACUCCGGUACCCUUGAAGCUCCCAAAAUUCCCUCCAUACGGGUGACAGAACCGAACAAGAAUGACAUGUCGUUGGAGACAAAAGACUUUGGUAGUUUUAUCGCAGCUACAACAACAAGGAGAGCGCGCCCAAUUCGCAUCCCUUCCAUAUUCACCAGUCAUCGCGUUGCUGCUGGCUCUCCCACUCUCAGCUUUGCGCAACAAUCCACUGUGGUUGAUGAACAGCUGCCACUGGCCUGGCUCCAAGACAUGUCCAACGGCCCCGAGUUCGGUGGCGGCGAUGUGACCAACUGGGAUGACCCCACACCGGAAUGCUUUUCCACACCGCCGCCUUUACUGGAGCGGACUCCAAUGUUGCCAACGCAAGCGGCUAUGAACUCAACUCACGACAUAUGUCUUCCAUUGGACAACGCCACUUCCAUAAGCCUGUGGCUCGACGAUAUCAGCAAGAACCUAUGGGAGGGCCCAACGUGCGUGGAGCAGGCCGACGACGACAACCACCCUGUGAACGAAGCCUCCUUGAACCAUGCGACAGGUACGGUGCUGUUCGUACCAGAAAGCCAGCUUCAGCUUGGGAGCGACAGCUGCUACACAUCGGCUAAGUGGUUGGUCUAG
Messenger RNA from Alternaria incomplexa, 1200 nucleotides. RefSeq lists its product as uncharacterized. The record is from RefSeq and is a predicted model, not a curated record. The transcript is spliced from 3 exons. NCBI's taxonomy places the organism in Eukaryota, Fungi, Ascomycota, Dothideomycetes, Pleosporales, Pleosporaceae. The coding region runs from base 1 to 1200 and encodes 399 amino acids.